AUGAACGGUGACGGUCGCGCUGUGAUGACGUCUUCCGCCUGCCCCGCAGUCUUCUUGCUGUGAUGGCGUCCUCCUUGGAAGGCAACGUGACGGUGAAGUGGUGAAGCGGAAGGAAUGCUUGCGUUCUGCGUUUGCUGCACCAGAAGAUCACACACAGUUCCUUGAAAAAGCUGCAUAUAAGAAAUAAUGGCUAAUUACAAGCCAGUUGUAGUCCAGUCUUUUCCAAAGCUUGGUGAAAAAGUAACAAAAGAUACUUUGUACUGGAAGAAUUACAAGGCUCCAAUUCAGAUAAAAGAAUUUGGUGCGGUGAAUAAAAUAGAUUUUUCUCCAGUACCUCCAUAUAACUAUGCUGUCACAGCCUCAUCAAGGAUUCACAUUUAUGGUCGAUAUUCACAAGAACCAAUCAAAACAUUUUCUCGCUUCAAAGAUGUAGCAUAUUGUGCUACGUAUCGAGAUGAUGGAAAGCUGCUGGUAGCUGGCAGUGAAGAUGGCAGUGUUCGGCUCUUUGAUAUCAGUGGGAGAGCACCACUGAGGCAGUUUGAUGGCCAUACUAAAGCAGUACAUGUUGUGGGUUUUCUCUCUGAUAAGUACCGGAUAGUAUCUGGAGCAGAUGAUUACACAUCAAAGGUGUGGGACAUUUCAUCUUCAUCAGAAAUAGUAUCCUACAAGGAGCACACGGACUAUGUGAGAUGUGGUUGCACUAGUCGACUGAAUGCAGAUCUCUUUGCAACAGGUUCAUAUGACCAUACUGUGAAAGUCUUUGAUGCACGGGCAGAAAAAAGUGUCAUGACAAUAGAACACGGGCAGCCAGUGGAGAGCAUAAAUCUCUUUCCUUCUGGAGGUCUUCUUGUGACUGCAGGUGGUCGGUAUGUUAAAAUUUGGGAUCUCCUUAAAGGAGGGCAGUUGCUGGUGUCCUUGAGAAAUCAUCAUAAGACACUAACAUGUUUGUGUCUGAGUAGCUCUGGCCAGAGGUUGCUGUCUGGCUCACUAGACAGACACGUGAAGGUUUACAGUACAACUUCCUACAAGGUAGUUCACAGCUUUAACUAUGAAGCAUCAAUUCUCAGCCUUGCAUUAGCACCUGAGGAUGAAACCCUAGUUGUAGGCAUGACAAAUGGAAUCCUGAAUGUUAAACAUCGGAAGCAUGAAGGAGAAAAAGAGCUUUUUCGUAGGAGAAGAAGGCCUGCAUAUAGAACCUUUGUGAGAGGACGAAACUACAUGCCGAAACAGGAAGAUUUCUUUGUCAGCAAGCCUGUAAAAAAUUAUUUGAAGAAAUAUGACAAGCUUCUGAGGAGUUUUGAGGUUUCCAAGGCUCUUGAUGCAGUACUUCAGGCACCUGUGAGAAAGAACCCACCUGAAGUUGCUGUUGCUGUCAUGCAAGAAUUAAACCGCAGAGGAACACUGAAAAAUGCUCUUGCAGGGCGAGAUGAAAAACAGCUCAGUGUCCUUCUUUCUUUCUUGAUAAGGCAUGUGACUGAUGCAAGAUUUGCUCCUGUGCUGAUAAAUGUUGCAGAAAUCAUUAUAGAUAUUUAUAUGCCAGUCAUUGGAAAAUCUUCAAUUAUCGACAAACAAUUUCUGAAACUUCAGAAUCUUAUAGAAAAAGAGAUUGAUUAUCAGGAGGAAUUACUAGAAGUCUUGGGUAUGAUGGAUGCACUCUUUGCUACUAUGGCAAGAAAAAAGCCCUCUGUUUCGGAUGAGAACCAGACUGGUGGUUUAUAAACAGCACCAGAAAGUCUAUCA
Molecule: messenger RNA, 1740 nt
Organism: Pogona vitticeps (central bearded dragon)
Lineage: Eukaryota; Metazoa; Chordata; Lepidosauria; Squamata; Agamidae
Source: RefSeq, a predicted model, not a curated record